Homarus americanus (American lobster) is the source of this 6696-nucleotide messenger RNA. Its product is annotated as MAM and LDL-receptor class A domain-containing protein 2-like. Gene Ontology annotation, cellular component: membrane. The coding region runs from base 1 to 6696 and encodes 2231 amino acids. NCBI's taxonomy places the organism in Eukaryota, Metazoa, Arthropoda, Malacostraca, Decapoda, Nephropidae. The transcript is spliced from 42 exons. The record is from RefSeq and is a predicted model, not a curated record.
AUGUUACAGAUACAGUUUGUGGGUGUGAUUGGUGCAAAUGACCAGGGCGUUCUGGGUAUUGAUGACCUCUUCAUUAGGUCUGAGUCGUGCGACAACAUCCUCCCAACCCUUGUGCCCAACGAUGACGCUUGUCACUUUGAGGAUGAGACGGUGUGCGGAUACGUGACGGAGGGGAAUUGGUCUUGGGUCUCCCCUGACCAGGACAAAAAUCUUCCUCAUGCCUCUGUUGACCACACUUACAACACUCGUUAUGGUCACUAUAUGGAGGCAUCACUGAUUGCCACUGAUCAUGAAGGAGUAACGGGCCACCUCAGCACCCAUGAGAUGACUCAGACUGACGACAUACAGCAUUGUGCAUCUUUCUGGUACAUACACAAUGGCGAACACAACAAGGAUGUACUGUCUGUCUAUGUCAACAUAUCAGGAAAGCUUGGUAAACCCCUCUGGCAAGAAAAAGCAAACUACAUUGACACUUGGCUGAUGGCCAAUGUGCCCAUACCUAAGACGGCAGAGGUGUACCGCCUGGUGUGGGAGUCUUGGCAUAGUGCAGGGGAAGAGAAUGGCUUCAUGGCUGUAGAUGACGUCCUUGUUACUCCCAAGCCCUGUGACACUCUUGGAACAUGUGACUUCUCGAGUGGAUCAUGCGGCUGGCAGAACGUGGUGGCAGGAGACGGUGAGGAUGAUGACUGUGAUUGGAUCAUCGGGUGCGGCUCUAACGGGGAGGACCUGGAUGCUCCUGACACUGACCACAACGGUGAUGAUCAAGGGAAGUUCAUGUACAUUGAUUCUGUGUUUACUGACACUGGCAUGGCGCUGCUCCAGAGUCAGAUGUUCAUACCUGAACAACACAACAACCUCUGCUUCCACUUCUGGUACUUCAUGCAGGGCACCUCUGAUGACUCUCUCUGGGUUCAAACUAAGACGCUGGACCAGAAGUUUAACGAACUCUGGCUCCAGCCAGCCAAGACCGAUAACAAUGCCCAGUGGCUGGAGGGUCAGAUCCACAUUGAUGCCAAGAAACUUUUUAUUGAAGUUGCUUAUCAGAUUUUCAUUGGUGGGGUACGUGGAUCAGAAUUCGCCAUAGUGUCUGUGGACGACUUUAACUUCACAGUGUACUCUGGUGACUGCCCCACCCUUCCACCGGCGGUUCCCCCGGUCACCACCACCACCAUUCUACCUUUGACUACUACUGAUGGAGGCGCUGGGGUAAUGCUGUUGCUGUUUAUUCUGUUUCACUUCAUUAGCAAUACAGUAUCUGUGACAUGCAACUUCACUGAAGGAGAGUGUGGAUGGAUGAACAUGGACUCUAAGGGCAUCCAUUGGAACUACAACAGUGAGAAGCACCAGAUGGAGCUAGAGGCGAAUGGGACAGAUCCACUCCAGUACUAUGUGGGUCAGAUGAGGAGUCCCACUUUCACCACUGACUCUAAUUCAAAUACCUGUUUAACACUAACUUGGUUCUUUGACACGGAGAAUGAAGCACACCUGACAGUCAUUAUACAGAGUGCUGAUGGACUAGAUAUUGAUUUCCUGAUGAAUGUCAAUGACGGAUCAGAUGGACAGUGGAAGACAACCAAUAUGGACAUCACCAAGGAGGGCACCUUCAGGAUAGCUAUUGAAGGCACAGUGCUGAGUGGCUGGAAGGGCGUCAUGGCUUUCAACAAUGUUCUGCUGGUCAACAAGCCCUGCUCAGAAGAUGUGAAGACGGGCAGCCUGUGGUGUGACUUUGAGAGCCCAGAGGAGUGUGGGUUCCACACAUCUUUGCCAGGGGACUCUACUGUCUGGACGUGGGGCUCCAGUGACAUACCCCUCGAUCACACCCUCGACAGUCCCAUGGGUCACACUAUGUAUGUGGACACGGAUAGGAAGGGUAGUCUAGCUCACCUGGUGACCCCCUCCAUCUCCCCUGUGGAUGAGACCUUCUGCCUCACCUUCUGGUUCUACAUGUUGGGUGCAGACGUAGGCAGACUCACGGUGUACUCCAUGCAAAACAACAACCCAGGUCUGCCUCUAUUGGUGAACCACCAGUCCUACCAGAAGGAAUGGCGGGGUGCCUCUGUCACUGGUGUGGUUGACAUCAGUGCUAACUUCACGGUGCUGUUUGAGGCAUUCACAGGGGAGGACAACUGGGGCUCCCUGGCUAUUGAUGAUGUGAAGGUGACUCCUGGGUUCUGCCCUAACCCAUCUACCUGCACCUUUGAUGAUGGCCUCUGCCUCUGGACACAGAGCCAUACUGAUGACUUAGAUUGGGAAGUUGUCAACUCGGUGGGAGACCUUCAUGAUCACACUAAUAAAUCGGGGAAAUUUGUGACUCUAAGGACAGGCGAUCCAGCAACCAUAAGGAACACAGCAGCACUGGAAUCUGAGCCUGUUGAAUUACUGGAGAUAUCAUGCUUCACCUUCUGGUACAAUAUGUGGGGGGAAAAUAUUGGAUAUCUUCAGAUUGAGAACAGUGACCCUACCUUUAAUGAAAUGAUAUUAUGGCAACUCACUGGUCCACAAACCAAUGCCUCAGAGUGGAAGUAUGGCAGUGCUCCAGUCUCCCCAGCUGGAACAUUUAAUAUAAUCAGCAUUGUGGGUGAAGUGAAUAGUAUCUAUGAAACUGGGAAUGGCACCAUUGCUGUAGAUGGUGUUGAACUUAAACAAGGAGUGAACUGUGACUUUGAACCUCCUGAUGCAGAGGUUGGCACACCAGCACCCAUGACCACCACUCCCAUGCCUACCCCUAGUCCUGGAUAUGGUUUCAAAUGUGACUUUGAAGAUCCAGAUGAGGCACUCUGUGGCUGGCACGAUACCUCAGCUGAAGCUUACAAAUGGAAAAUUGUCAAGGGGGCUUUAAACACAGAAGGCAUUGGUCCUGUAAGUGACCACACCACAGGCUCGGGCCACUAUGCCUCCUCGUCACGUAGUCCAGAUCUCAACUACAAAACCACUGUUACCUCUGUCCUGCGGAGCCCGAAGAUAAUGAAGACAGAGCUCAGUUGCUUUGUAUUUUGGUACUUCUUAUGGGGAGACAACUCCAAACUCAUACUGAAAGUAAACAAUAAGAAUCACUGGUCAAGACAAGGCAGUCAGGGAAACAAGUGGGUGCCAGCCAAAGUGAAUCCUAAAUUUAAAAAUAAUCACGGGAACCUUACCCUACGAGCUGUUCUCAAGCAAGAUCAUGAGUACGCCUACGUCGCUUUGGAUGAUAUGUUUUACUACAAUGUUACCUGCAAUAAAGUAGACGUUGGCACAAACACAGGUCAUCAGUGUGACUUUGAAGAUGAGGGCCUGUGUGGAUGGAUUCAGGUGGUGGAAGAGGAUAACGCUGAUUGGGAUUGGGUUAAUGGCUCCCAGGGAGUUGAAGGCUCAGAUCACUCUUAUGGCACAGCUUCUGGUCACUACCUACAGCUGAGCUCAAUUAAACAAGGAUCAGGUGCACAUAAGAUGGCUCUUCUCCAGCUGCCCUUACUGAAAGACAUGGCAGUGGGUGAUUAUUGCAUCCAAUUCUACUACGCUCGCUUUGGUGGGGUUCACACUGGCAACAUCAGCGUCAUAGUGGAGUUUGCAGGUGACAUUACAACCAUUGUGGAGGUAAAUGAUAGAGAUGGUGCCAAGAACUGGACCCUCCUGCAGCAGACCUACACUAAUCUUGCAGCCGAUGCCACUUUUGCUCUUGUCAUAAGGGGUGAUGUGGGUGCUGCAUCCCCAAACAAUGGUGAAUCAGUACUGGCUAUAGAUGAUUAUUCUUUCACCAACACUGGCUGUCCUGAGCCAGGAUCUUGCACCUUUGAGGAUGCCCAUUUGUGCAUGUGGCACGUAGAGAUGUCUGAGGAUGUGUCCUGGCAGUUAACUGAUGGUCGUGAGAGUCAUAGCCGUGGGCCGCACUUUGACCACACCACCAAUACUUCCGCUGGUGGUUAUUUGAUAUUGGAAGACUUUGAUGUGCAUAGUGGAGUUGUCACUGACUUGGUUAGUUCCCACAUCCCAAAUGAUGUUGAAGGCUUCUGCUUCAGUUUUUUCUAUUCUUUGAGUGGAGAUGAUGGUGCUCGGCUUAAUGUUUCAUCACGAACUGAUGAUGGCACAAACACCCUGUGGUCUCUGACAGGAGACCAGGGACCAGACUGGUAUUAUGGACAGGUUGGUAUUGCUGGAUCAUCCUCAAAGGGAGACUUUGAAAUUGUAAUUGAAGGAGUGACUGGAUCGCUUGCUGAAGGCUGGAUUGCCCUGGAUGACUUAUUUACUGUCAUGGGUGAAUGCACCAUCCUGCCUCCUAUAGCCACACCAACACCUAUUCCGGUUACCACACCCCUUCCACCUGGUGACAUCUUCAACUGUGACUUCGAGAUGGAUAUAUGUUCGAUGAUUCAAGCUUCAUCAGAUGAUUUUGACUGGGUUUAUCAUCAUUCAGAAGACGAAUUUGAGCUCCCCCCAGGUGGAUAUUUGUUACUAGAUUCAAACGGACAUGAUCCUGGGAACCGGGCUGUGAUCACAACUCCAGAACUUACCCAUAAGGGCCUCCAGUGUAUAAGUUUCCAGUUUAGGUUCAUAGGCAGUGAGCCAGGGGUGUUGAUGCUGUACUUCAGUGUUCGUGAGACCCGGAGUGAAGUAGUUUGGCAGCAGCACACCACCACAGCACUCAAUUGGAUCUUUGCCUUCAUUGAGCUGGAUGCUGGGGAUUCCUAUACGUUGGAGUGGGAAGUACAAGUACAUGGUGAAGAUUCCAUCAUCCUCGUAGACAAUAUUAAAGUCCUCUCGGGUGGCUGUCCAGUGCAGAGCAACACAUGUGACUUUGAGUAUGAGAGUGAUGACGACAUUUAUUGUGGAGGGUACCAGUCUGGUAAACCUACAGACUUCCAGUUCUACCGCACAUAUGCUGCGGAGAGUGCACACAAGUAUGGAGAUGAAGAUCACACUUAUGAGUCUGCUUAUGGAUAUUACAUAGUAGCUGACUUCACCAAGGCUUCGGAAGGUGGAGAGUUGGCUACCAUGGACGGCCCAGUUGUUACAGAAAGCUUUGAAUGCCUUACUUUCUGGUACCAAUAUAGUACUCCUGACACUACUUUAUUUCGAGCCAUAUGCAAUGGCACUGAAGAUGAAAUUUUCUCAGUUGAGGUGGGAACUGGUAGUGAGUGGCAGUUGGGUGCUGGAUUUGUACCAUACUAUGAAGGUAGUGUCCAUGUAGUCUUCCAGUCCUACUUUGGUGGUACUCCAGAAGGAUAUGUUGCAAUUGAUGAUAUCAAACUACAUGAUACUCAUUAUCAUUGUCCUGUGGCUGGUGAUUGUGACUUUGAGGAAGACACUUGUGGAUGGACCAACACUGGUGACCUUGAGUGGGUGUUCUCAACUCUGGAGGAUGGGGAAGUUGGACCCCUUACCUUUACAAAUCUUAUGUUUGUCACACCCACAGAUGACCUCGUGGGCAAGACUGCUACUUUGUCUUCACCUGUUCUGCCACUUGUUAUCAAUUGUGUUCAGUUUUGGUACAAGGAGGUGCUAGAUGCCCCAGCCUCUUUAGUGGCUUUUUUGACUCGGAAAUCUAAGAUGUUUGGUGAAUUGUCUGAGGUACCACUUUGGCAGAUGCCUCACAGUUCUACUGGAGGAUGGAAACUAGGACAGUUCCCAUUACCAGAAUUGAAUUAUAACACUAAUCAGAUUGAAUUUAUGGCAAAACGACUUGAGGGUAGUUGGAGUUUGGGCCACAACGAUGGCCUGACAUAUCUGGACGACAUAGAUAUAGAUGUUUUCCAAACGUGUACUUAUGUUCCUCCUGAUGCUGUCCCAACCACCAUCCCUCCAACAAUGUCUACAGCACAACCUACUGUGCCACCCAGCAUAGCAUCUUGUGACUUCUCAGAUAAGACUUUCUGUAAUUGGGAAAACAUACCUGGAAGUGUCACCUGGAGUAUUCAGAAUAGUUCAUCAAACACUCAUCAUGUUGGACCCUUAAUGGAUCACACCACAGGUGACGGUUACUUCAUGAGCCUAACGCCAACUUCAAGCAAAUCAAAAGGUGUUGCUACUGUUUUCUCCCCUGAACUCACUCCAACAGAGGAAUUGUGUAUGCGAUGGUGGUACCACAUGGAUGGGUCAGACGUGGGGACUCUUUCAGUCCUCCUCAAAAACUUUGGCCUCAACACUUUGAUUUGGACGAGAAGUGGUUUCCAGACUGCUGGAUGGCUUGAAAGCUACAUUGGUAUCAACACCUCCAGGACAUUCCAUAUAGAAUUCCAAGGUUCUCAGGGUGAUAACCCUCUUGCAAACAUUGCUGUAGAUGACAUUCUCUUGAUUCCAGCUGUCUGUCCAGAAAACUCUGGAGUGCUGGGCAACAAUACUAUGAGCUGCACCUUUGAGCAGGGAGGCACAUGUGGGAUGUAUGAUGACUCACUCAAUGGCUGGGCCCUUGUCGUGGCUGCCACCAUUCCUGAUCAUACAACAUUUACCAAACAAGGUCACAUUUUUGAAUUGCGUGGAAGAAGCACUCGUGUCACAGCCUCCCUCAGAACACCCACACUUGUUGUAGAGUCACAUAGCUGCCUCACCUUUUACUACCGUGCAGAAGGCAGAGAAGAUGCCACAUUAACAGUGGCUGUAGAGAAAACCUAUGGUACUGUAGUGAGUGACAAGGUGAUACUCGUGAAAAUGGGACAACCACAUUGGCGGGCUGCUCAGAUACCUAUCUACAGAUUCUUUGGAGAUAAGUUAAUGGUAUAG